AUGGAUUCAGAGACCUUAUUUAACGUUAAAGGCAAAGUGGUGCUGGUCACCGGCGGCGCCAAAGGCAUCGGUCGCAUGAUCUCCGAGGGAUAUGUGACAAAUGGUGCCACUGUCUAUAUCUCAUCUCGCGAUGCGAAGGCCUGCGAUAAGGCUGUCAACGAGCUCAAUGCGCUUGGCAAAGGCAAAGCGCACGCUAUUCCCGCCGACUUCUACAAGUAUGACGACGUAAAGAAGCUGGCCGAGGAGCUGGGCAAGCGUGAGAGCAAGCUCCACGUCCUGGUCAACAACUCCGGCUCGAACUGGGGUGCCCCUUACGACGAGUAUCCCUCCGAGGCCUUCACCCGCGUCCUCACCCUUAACCUGCACCGCGUCUUCGAUCUGACCCAACUCGUGACCCCGCUUCUGGAGAAGGGUUCCUCUCCGAAUGACCCGGCGCGCAUCAUCAAUAUUGGUAGCAUCGAUGGCCUGCGUGUCCCCUCGCUGGAGACGUUUGCCUACAGUUCCAGCAAGGCCGGUCUGCACCACCUGAGCCGGGUGCUGGCCAACCACCUAGGGAGGCGAAACAUUACUUCCAACACCCUGGCCUGCGGUCCGUUCGAGAGUAAGAUGAUGGCUGCCACCCUCAAAUCCUUCGGCGAGGCCAUCAAGGCUGGAGUUCCCCUGGGCCGAAUUGGCACCCCACAGGAUGUCGCUGGCACUUGCUUGUUCCUGAGCAGCCGGGCGGGCGCCUACAUUAACGGCGCGACCAUCUCGGUCGACGGUGGUAGCUCCAUUGCUGCUAAGAUCUAA
Molecule: messenger RNA, 789 nt
Organism: Penicillium canariense
Lineage: Eukaryota; Fungi; Ascomycota; Eurotiomycetes; Eurotiales; Aspergillaceae
Product: short chain dehydrogenase/reductase family
Exons: 4
Coding region: 1-789 (262 amino acids)
Molecular function (GO): oxidoreductase activity
Source: RefSeq, a predicted model, not a curated record